AGCCCUCACUUUCUGCUUCCCAACUCAUUUUCCCUAUCUAAAAAAAACAAACCCUUUGUUCCUCUGUCUCUCUAAACUAAUGGGUUCUGAUAAGAAGAUCAAGAUCGGUAUCAAUGGGUUCGGAAGAAUUGGUCGUCUGGUAGCCAGAGUUGCUCUGCAGAGAAACGAUGUUGAACUGGUUGCUGUUAAUGAUCCCUUCAUCACCACUGAUUACAUGACAUACAUGUUCAAGUAUGACAGUGUUCAUGGCCACUGGAAGCAUUCUGAUGUUAAGGUUAAGGAUUCAAAGACCCUUCUUUUCGGGGAGAAACCGGUCACUGUUUUCGGCAUCAGGAACCCUGAAGAAAUCCCCUGGAGGGAAACCGGUGCCGAGUUUGUUGUGGAGUCCACUGGAGUGUUCACUGACAAGGAAAAGGCUGCUACCCACUUGAAGGUUCAAUUUUGAUUGCCUUUUUUGUUU
This is a messenger RNA of Camellia sinensis, 460 nucleotides long. The record is from RefSeq and is a predicted model, not a curated record. Lineage: Eukaryota; Viridiplantae; Streptophyta; Magnoliopsida; Ericales; Theaceae.